Molecule: messenger RNA, 1589 nt
Organism: Tetranychus urticae (two-spotted spider mite)
Lineage: Eukaryota; Metazoa; Arthropoda; Arachnida; Trombidiformes; Tetranychidae
Gene: FeCH
Product: ferrochelatase, mitochondrial
Biological process (GO): heme biosynthetic process
Cellular component (GO): mitochondrion
Molecular function (GO): protoporphyrin ferrochelatase activity
Source: RefSeq, a predicted model, not a curated record
GCUGUUGUUGUGUGAUUGUUUAUAACAAUUUGUUUAAAAAGUUUCUGAUUCCUCAUCUUCUGACAUUUUAUAUUGCUUAGAUUAUUAGAUAUUUAUCAUUUCGAAAAUGUUGCGAAAAAUUAAAUUAAAUGGUUUAUUCAAGGAACCUGGUCAAUCAUCAAGGCUACUUGACAGUGUUUUUAAAAGCAAAGGGUUAUCUAUUAACCAGUUAUCAAAUAACAGUAGUUCACCAUCAACAGCUAUAUUUAUGUUAAAUAUGGGUGGACCAAAGGAUUCCAAGGAAGUUGAACCUUUUUUGACAAGACUAUUUCUUGAUCGUGAUAUAAUGACUCUUCCAAUGCAAGAUAAAUUAGGUCCGUGGAUUGCUAAAAGAAGAGCUCCGAAAGUGGCCGAGAAAUACAAUCAAAUAGGUGGUGGAUCUCCGAUUAAAGAUUGGACAGAUAAGCAAGGCUCUCUUAUGACACAAAUUUUGGAUAAAAUCAGUCCUGAAACUGGUCCUCACAAGCAUUACAUUGGAUUUCGUUACACUGCUCCUUUAACCGAAGAUACUAUCAUGCAAAUGGAAAAUGACGGUGUUAAAAGAAUUGUCGCCUUUUCUCAGUAUCCGCAAUACAGUUGCAGCACAUCGGGUAGUAGUUUAAAUGCUAUUGCUAAAUAUUUUGCUGGCAAAACACCUUCUAUAAAAUGGAGUUUUAUUGACCGCUGGCCUUUAAAUAGUGGCUUGAUUGAAGCUUUCAGAGAUUUGACUAAUAAGGAGUUACAAAAAUUUCCGGAAUCCGUUCGUGACGAUGUUGUGAUCUUGUUCUCAGCUCAUGCUCUACCAAUGUCUGCUGUAAAUAGAGGAGAUCCUUAUCCAACAGAAGUUGGAGCUACUGUAAUCAAAGUAAUGGAGGCACUUAACUGGUCACAUCCUUACCGGCUAGUUUGGCAAUCUAAAGUUGGUCCAGCAGCCUGGUUAAGUCCUCAAACUGAUGAAGCUAUGGAAGGAUUUGUAAAAAGAGGACGGAAAAACUUUUUAAUCGUCCCUAUAUCAUUUGUUAAUGAGCAUAUAGAAACUCUUCAUGAACUUGACAUUGAAUAUGCUCAUGAAUUAGGAGAAAAACUCAAAGUCGAAAAUAUUCGUCGGGCUCCAGCGCCUAACGAUCAUCCAGCAUUUAUAAAAGGAAUGGCCGAUUUAGUCAAAUCGCAUUUAAUUUCUGGUCAGACUUGUUCUCGUCAAUUGUUAUUACGAUGUCCUCUUUGCACCAAUCCUGCUUGUUCACAAACCAAGUCUUGGAUUGGUUCUCUUUCUUGAUCGCGACAUUAAUCUAAUGAAUCUUGACAAGCUUCCCAUUCUCAUUUGGUUCCCUUGGAUUAUUAGAAAAUUAAUCAAAUAAUUAAAAAUAGUCUUGACUAUAUUGGCUAUUUUUAUCAUUUUCAUAUGAAAAUGCUGAUCCAAUUCUUAUUUGUUUCACAAUUUUCAUAGUUAAUCAUCAGUUGAACUAUUGGAUUUUCAUUUUUCCGUUUUGUAUUGGAAAAUGGUUGACUUUUACGAAAUUAAAUGGUUGUCAUUAUGUUAUUUGCUAACUUAACUUGGACAUUCUUUGAUU